UCGCGGCCGGAAGUCCCGCCCCGGAAGCAGGCCGGCACAGGCCAUGGCGGCUUUUUGGCGCCGGUGGUCCGCGGGACUGCUCUCGCUGCGACCCCUACCCUCGCGCCGGCCCCUGCACGACUUGACCCCGCCCCGGGACGUGUUGCUCUUCAAGCAUGAACCGCGUCCCUUCUUCGCUGUCCUAGGGCUGUUCUGCGUGGGCCAGGGCGUCUUCUGGGCCUCUCUGGCCGUGACAGCCUUGUCCCGACCUCCAGUCCCCGAACAGCCUCAGAACGGCGAGACCUCAGCCCAUGGCCGCUUCAACCUGCGCUCAGCGCUCUGGCGCUACGGGCUGGCUGUCGGCUGCGGAGCCAUCGGAACCUUGGUACUAGGUGCUGGUGUUCUCUUUUCCCUCCGAUCUGUGCGCUCAGUGAUGCUUCGGGCUGGAGGGCAGCAGGUGACCUUCACCACUCAUGCCCCUUUUGGCUUGGGGGCCCAUUUCACCAUUCCCUUGAACCAGGUAUCAUGCAUGGCCCACCGGGGUGAAGUUCCUGCCAUGUUGCCUCUGAAGGUCAAAGGACGGCGCUUCUACUUCCUCUUGGACAAAAAUGGACACUUCCCCAAUACACAACUAUUUGACAACACUGUGGGUGCCUACCGGAGCUUGUGAAGAAACAAUCUUGGGUCACUCACCCCUCCCAGAGGAAGAUUAAAAACGGAACAUUAGGGGGCCAGCAGGUGGCAUGAUGGUUAAGGGCACAAGAUUCCCACAUGGCCAACUGCAGUUCAAGUCCUGGACUUAGUGGCUUGCUUUUCUGACUUUCUCUCUCUCUAGCUCUGUCCAUCUCUGGUCAAAUUUAAAUAACAUUAAAUAAAAAAUAAUUCUUAAAAAAAAAUGAACAUUAGGUCACAUAUAAGGGCCCAAGAUUAAUAGCAAAUAAAGGAGCAAUCAUCCCCAGGGCAGCUGCAUGAUAGCACCUCUAAGUUUUGACCUAUGUAUAUUUAGCCUUCCCUCCUACCUCCCAACUACUUGCUUGAACAUCAAGAAUGCAGUACCCCUCUAAAAAAAAAAAAAAAAGGAACCAGCA
Molecule: messenger RNA, 1067 nt
Organism: Tupaia belangeri chinensis (Chinese tree shrew)
Lineage: Eukaryota; Metazoa; Chordata; Mammalia; Scandentia; Tupaiidae
Gene: TMEM223
Product: transmembrane protein 223
Exons: 3
Coding region: 44-649 (201 amino acids)
Biological process (GO): nervous system development
Cellular component (GO): mitochondrion
Source: RefSeq, a predicted model, not a curated record